Molecule: messenger RNA, 1559 nt
Organism: Microtus oregoni (creeping vole)
Lineage: Eukaryota; Metazoa; Chordata; Mammalia; Rodentia; Cricetidae
Product: 5-aminolevulinate synthase, erythroid-specific, mitochondrial-like
Exons: 8
Coding region: 16-1434 (472 amino acids)
Biological process (GO): hemoglobin biosynthetic process; erythrocyte development; heme biosynthetic process
Cellular component (GO): mitochondrial matrix; mitochondrion
Molecular function (GO): pyridoxal phosphate binding; 5-aminolevulinate synthase activity
Source: RefSeq, a predicted model, not a curated record
GACUCUGGGCUCAAGAUGGUGGCAGCAGUUGUGUUGCUACAGUCCUGUCCAGUGCUCUCUAGGGGCCCCCGAGGCUUCCUAGGUAAAGUGGCUAAGACUUACCAGUUCCUAUUUGGUACUGGACGCUGCCCCAUCCUGGCCACCCAUGGACCAACUUGUUCUCAAAUCCACCGUAAGGCAACCAAAGCUGGAGGAGACUCUCCGUCUUGGGCCAAGAGCCAUUGUCCUUUCAUGAUGUCAGAACUUCAAGAUGGGAAGAGCAAGAUUGUGCAGAAGGCAGCCCCAGAAGUCCAAGAGGAUGUCAAGACUUUCAAGACAGACCUGCUGAGCUCCUUGGAUUCAAGCAUCCCAAGCCAACCAUUCCCUAGUUUCCAGGACCCAGAGCAGAUUGAAAGGGCGAUUACACACCUGAUUCACAACAAUAUGACUGGAAGCCAGGUCUUUGGUUAUGACCAAUUUUUCAGAGACAAGAUCAUGCAGAAGAAACAGGACCACACCUACCGUGUGUUUAAGACUGUGAAUCGCUGGGCUGAUGCGUACCCCUUUGCCCAACACUUCUCUGAGGCAUCUAUGGCCUCACAGGAUGUUUCUGUCUGGUGUAGUAAUGACUAUUUGGGCAUCAGCAGGCACCCUCGUGUCUUGCAGGCCAUACAGGAGACCCUGAAGAAUCAUGGAGCUGGAGCUGGUGGUACUCGCAAUAUCUCAGGUACCAGCAAGUUCCACGUAGAACUUGAACAGGAGCUGGCUGAGCUACACCGGAAGGACUCAGCCCUGCUCUUCUCCUCCUGUUUUGUGGCCAAUGAUUCUACUCUCUUUACACUGGCCAAGCUUCUGCCAGGCAAGGCCUUUGGCUGCGUUGGUGGCUAUAUUGCCAGCACUCGGGACUUGGUGGACAUGGUGCGCCCCUAUGCUGCAGGCUUCAUCUUCACCACUUCCCUGCCUCCCAUGGUGCUCGCUGGGGCUCUAGAAUCUGUGCGUCUACUCAAGGGAGAGGACGGGCAAGCCCUAAGGCGGGCACACCAGCGCAACGUCAAGCAUAUGCGCCAGCUACUAAUGGACAGGGGGUUUUCUGUCAUCCCCUGUCCCAGUCACAUCAUCCCCAUCAGGGUGGGCGAUGCAGCACUCAACAGCAAGAUCUGUGAUCUCCUGCUCUCCAAGCACAGCAUCUAUGUGCAGGCCAUCAACUACCCAACUGUGCCCCGGGGCGAGGAGCUGCUGCGCUUGGCACCCUCCCCCCACCACAGCCCGCAGAUGAUGGAAAACUUUGUGGAGAAGUUGCUGCUAGUCUGGACUGAGGUGGGGCUGCCCCUCCAGGAUGUGUCUGCGGCUGCAUGCAAUUUCUGUCAUCGUCCCGUACACUUUGAGCUUAUGAGUGAGUGGGAGAGAUCCUACUUUGGGAACAUGGGGCCCCAAUAUGUUACCACCUAUGCCUAAGAAGCCAGCUGCCUUGAAUGCCCAUGCCACCUGCACUCCAUUUGGGGCUGGGCUUCUUCCUGCUCUCUGCUUUGUUGUGUGUUUCUAGCUGAUUUGAUUCUGAAAAUAAAGAGCAACCUGAAGCA